UGGUCAUUUAUUCAGUAGACUCUGCAGAUGUAUUAUAUAUCAGUUUCAUCUGGUAUCUCAUAUAUUGGAUCUAGACCCAAAGUCUAACAAGCAAUUAGUGGUGCUUGUUAAGUAAGCCACCCAUAUAUUUUCGGCAGAUGAACAUCAACAGGGAAAGGGAAUAAAAGUUCUAUGACUGUACUGCAAAAAUGUUUAGAACUGUAGGACAGGCCUUGAAAAGGCAGUGUAGUGGGAAAUAUCUGCAUAAUGUAGCUAAGGCAGAAAAAUUUUGUCCCUCUGGAGUGGUAGUGUUGAUAAAAACAAAUGUUGUCCCAGUGUGCUGGUACAGAACCAAAACUGCAGUUUCUGAACAGGAAACCUUAAGCUACAAAGUUCUUGAACAUAUCAGAGGAAAUAUGGAUUAUGUAACUUCACCAGCUCAGCAAGAAAAGCAGUUCCCAUCAGGCAGUGUCAGUGAUAUGAAGUAUGCCAUUAAAAAAACUUUGUUACUUAUUGCCCAUAAUCCUGAAGUCAAGGUCAGUGAAAUCUUACAGCUGUUUUCCAUGUAUGCUUCUUCAGGGCAGUUUGUGAUGCAAGAUAUAAUUUCAAACAAAACUUUGAUGAAGAGUGUUCAAAGUAAAGCGAUGAAUAACAUUAGCCUCAUGAAUGUCCAUGAUCUGCGACAUCUUGCAACGUCCUUAAGGGAACUCGAGAACCAAAAAAUUGCAUACUUAGGUGCCAUUAGAGGUCACCUAGCCAAUCAGUGUAAAGCAAAAGCAGUGGAGUCAGAGCUUCCAGAAGUUCUUCAGCUAUUUGAUGUGCUUUUGAUUCUGUUUGGAAAUAAUGUGUACAAAAGGAAAGAGUAUGAAACAUUUAUAACCUUAUUUGAGAGUUUUUUAAGCAUAGCCAAUCCUCAUGAGUUAGUUCAGAUUCUUCACUAUGUGGGGCUUAGUAAGAAAAACAGCUUCUCAAAGGAAUUUAUUGAUGAUAUUGUUAAAAAACUUGAGCCGAGGUUCAGUCACUUAUCAUUUUGUGAUGCUGGUAUUUGUGUUUCUGGAAUAUUCAAGUCAGGUGUAAACCUAGAUAAGUCAUCACAUUUGGUGCACCAGACUGUUCAGCAUCUCCAGAAUAGAAUGAAAGAACCGUGUGCUUUGAGCGAUUUGGAGUCCUUCGCCUUUGUGUCCAUGAUUAAGGUUUUGCGAACCGCAAAAUACGAGAACGAUGAAUUCUUUUCUGAAUUGGGUGAAUAUGUUUGCAAGAUGAGUGAAGUCUAUCUUACCCCUCAAGUUAUUCCUCACAUUCUUGCCUUUUUUGCAAAUAACAGAAUAUAUGAGAAAGAUUUAUUCUGCAAAUUAGAACAAAUAACUUUGGAGCACCUAAAGGAUCAUACUUUCAAUGUACGCAUAAGGGACAUUUCACGCUUAUUGUGGUGCUUUAGUCACACAGGUCAUGACUGCAAUCCUCAGCUUUUUACAUUAAUUGACAAGUACCUGUUAUUGAGUCAUAGUUCACAAAUAAGCAAAGAUCAUCAUUUCUCCGAUUCACUUCUCUCAUUAGUGAUAUGUGGUCAUUGCCCAGAGGAUCUCAUCAAGCUGGCAUUCAGGCCAACACAGGUUACUGGACUUCGAGGCCAUCAGAGAAGCAAGCAGCUCUCACGUUUAGUAACGUUAUACGAGUCUCUGAAAAUUGAAGCGCCCGAGCUAAAUAUUGGAAAGCCACAGCUAUCCCAAGGAGAUUUACCAAUGAGAACACUGUCAGAUGAAAUUCAACACCGUCCUGGAUUAUCAAAGGUAAUGGAAGGUGCUGCAUGCAUAAAUGAAAUUUUGGGUGCUAAUGUACUGAAAUUGAAGUUUUUGAUACCCAGCAUAAAUUAUGCAAAUUUAAUUGUAGAUUUUGAUCAUCUGAAAUCAGUUGAAACUUCAUCUUCUUGUGGCUCAUUAGUUGAACGAAACCACAUAUUGGGACAACUUUUAGCAGUUAAAGAUAGAGCAAGUAAUUUAAUUGCAAUUGAGCUUCUUGAGCCACAGUUCCUGAUAAAACCAUCCCUAGAGCCCAUAGGAUUUAUUCGCCUGAAAUUGCGAUUGUUACGCCACAGUGGAUGGGAUAUCAAAAUUCUUUCAUACAGGGAGCUUGAAGAAUGCGGAGAUGACACGAGAGCAAUAGCAGCAUUAGUUUUAGAUAAGGUAUCUAGUUGAUAGUUGUUGAAGUGAUACUUCAUCAGUCCUAGCAAUUUGUAUUAUAGGAUAAGUAUGAAUAUUAUUAUGCUAUGAAAGGAUGUUGUAAAGGUCUGUUAGGAAUGAUUCUUGUAGAUGAUGUAUAUAGUGUACUGUGUGUAAAUUACAUGGCUAUAACUGUUUCCCUCUUUUAA
Macrobrachium nipponense is the source of this 2347-nucleotide messenger RNA. RefSeq lists its product as uncharacterized. Bases 189 to 2174 code for a protein of 661 amino acids. NCBI's taxonomy places the organism in Eukaryota, Metazoa, Arthropoda, Malacostraca, Decapoda, Palaemonidae. The transcript has 3 exons. The record is from RefSeq and is a predicted model, not a curated record. Gene Ontology annotation, cellular component: mediator complex.